Eutrema salsugineum is the source of this 1557-nucleotide messenger RNA. RefSeq lists its product as uncharacterized. NCBI's taxonomy places the organism in Eukaryota, Viridiplantae, Streptophyta, Magnoliopsida, Brassicales, Brassicaceae. The coding region runs from base 1 to 1557 and encodes 518 amino acids. The transcript has a single exon. The record is from RefSeq and is a predicted model, not a curated record.
AUGUCUCUUGACGAAGAUACUCCGAUAGAUCUGCCAGAUGAGGACGACUAUAGCGCUGUGGAAAGAAGUGGUAAGAGUUUGAUUGGACGUCUUUUAAACCCUGAUUGUCAGAAUAUGGCUCGAAUGCUUCGAAUGAUGCCGAGAAUAUGGAAGGUCUAUGAAAGAGUGAAAGGAAUCGCUUUAACAAGGGAAAGUUUUCAAUUCAUCUUCGACUUGGAGACGGAUAUCAAGACAGUAAUGAAGCAGGGUAUAUGGGAUUUCGAUGAUUGGGGAGUGGUUAUGGACAGAUGGGUGGAAACCCCUCCUGCAAAUUUUCUCAAGACGGCACCAGUUUGGAUUCGUAUUCAUAAAAUACCAGUUAACUAUUUCACUCUCAAAACCAUUGAGAGAAUAGCGGACCGAAUUGGUAAAGUUGUAACAAUUGAAUAUGACCCGGAGAAAUCAGUGUUACAAGCUUUCGUAAGAGUUUUAGUCAUCCUGGAUCUGGAACAACCUGUUCGAGAGACGAAAACGGUUAAUCUUCCCAGAGGAGGUGUGGAAACGGUAGAGAUAAAAUAUGAACGUCUGGUGAAGAAGUGUUUCAACUGUUUUCGUUUAACUCACGAGAAAGCAAAAUGCCCUUUGCUGCUCAACCAGAAGAAUCGUGGUGUAUCGGAGACUUUGAAGAGGUCUGAAAUUACUCAAAAUGGAAACCUGCAGAGACAACAUCACAACAACCUCGCUGAUCAGAUCAUGCCUUAUCUGAUUCCAUCAGCCCCCCCAGGGUUCGCACCAAGACCAAAUGUAGUAGCUCCAGAAGUCUUUGAUCAAAUGCGUAUCUACAUGAACAGUGGUGAUCCGAAUGACAGAUAUAUCAGGGAAAUGAGAAUGAAGCAGACUCUCGAUGAUCUGUCAAAGGAUCCGGUGGCACAACGAUCUUACCUUAGACUUGAAGCUCCGCCCAAGGUUGUCGGUAUCUCAGAAUCAAAUGCUGAAACAAUCAUGUCCCACGAUACCAACAAAAUGGGUCCAAUGCGGUUUCAAGGAACAUCAUUAGCGGAGAGUGGAGGUCAACCAAACUCCCAAAGAGCACAUGAUACCGUAAAUCCAAAUCCAGUGAACACGAUGGUUCCUGGCGAUCAGGUGACAAAGGGGAGAACAUGCGUGGAAGAAAUGGUCAAUACGGGUAUAAAGCAGAAAGACCCACCUGGAAACGAUAAAAUGGAUGGUGUUAACAUGGAGGGCAUUGUGAAUUUCGUCCCACACUGUGAUAAUACUGGCCCUGAUCCAGUCCCAAACUGUGAACUGGUCUUCAAAAUUGGAACGAGCACGGAGAGUUCAACGGGUACAAACAGUCGAAACAAGGGAUCUAAGCAGAGAAACGCAACGUGGGCAAGAAAACCGCGUGGAAGCAAAGCUCAGAAUGGAUCCUCACAAAAUGAGACAGAGGUAGAAACAGAACACGGAGUGGAACACACGAGUAAACGCAAGGCAACUGCAAGAGAGGGAGUGUCCACGAAGAUGUCCAAACAAGCUGAAGGUUUGAUGGUUCACCAGAAACCAUCCAAUCCUCAAUGA